AGCCCUGAAGGGAAAACACACAGAACAGAUGGUUUCAAUAAACAAGUUGUUUGCUUUAUAACUAUGUUAUAUUUAGAGAAAGUGAAAAUUAGUAUGUUUAACUAAUGAAUGCAUUUAACCAAUUCAUGAACAAUGGAGUAUUGUUGUGUUGUUGAAUAAUUAUGUUUUACAUAUUUACUGCCUACAUUUCAUGAUCAUUGCUAAAAGUGUUAAAGUUACAAAGAUGUCCAAAUAAGGACUGUAGAAAUUGAUUUUGUUCCAUUUUAUAUUUCUUUAAAUAAUCAUUUUAUUCUACAAACACUGUGUGUUUCAUAUAUGCAUUGAGUUAUUACGUAAAAAUGAGGUGUUUGAGUUUGAGAGUGGAAAGCUACCAGCUUGGGUGUGUGUGUAGAGGCUGCAAGGGGGGAUUAGCUAGGAAUGUGCAUCUGAUAAUCAUUCAAGAUAAAAGGGGCCUAAGGGAAAACAUACUGAACAGAUGUUUUUUAAUGAUGAUAAAAGUGUUUGCUUAGAAGUAGUAUUGCAGUAAAAGAUUUAAUAUGUGUUUAUCUAUCUAAAGAAGUUAAUGUGUGCCUUAUUCAUAUAACCAAUUUUACGAAUAAUGAAAUUAUGUCAUGAUAUUGAAAUGUGUUCUACAUAAUAAUCACUUUUAUCUUACAGUUUGUUUUUUUUAUGAAUAAAUGAAUGUUUUAUUAAUGAUUUGUUUUUAAGAAAGCAUUAUAAAAUGCUAUGUGAAGUCAAUCAUAUGUAAAGUGGAAAAGUACUGGGGGGAGAAGAGACAAACUGCAGGACUCUCAAAGUUGGGGGAGAGCAGUUUGUUUUUUUCCUUUGUCUGUGUGUGUCUAUCUUCGCCUGUAGGCUGAAACUGGGUGUGUUGAGGGAGUCAGAUUCACGAGGAAAAGCAGCCUUUGUGGGUGGAGAUUCUAAGAAGAAGAUCGACGUCACAUACUCUAUAAAUAGUUGUUUUCCCAAAUGCUGGGGGUUGUUGCUUGCCGAUUGUGGCCUUGAAACAACCCGGCGCGCUGUAAAACUUUUUCAUAUCUGAUCAAUAAAUAUUCAAUUUAGAUAUUUGUGUCUUUCUCCAUUGAUGAACAUGCUUCGGACGCCUUAAAGUCCAACAUCAGUCAGGGUGGGUUGUUGUAGGAGUUUGUGUUUUGCUGUGUACAAAGUUUAUUGUGGAUUUCUUGUUGAUGUAGUUCAGAUCCGUUGAUUUAGCUGAACUAGCAUGUAAAUACUUUGUAUAUAGUGUAUAUUUUGUACAGUUUAUUUUCUUUUUGAGUAUUUUUCUAUUUUUACACCGUGUGUCAUUAAUAAAUCACCCUUCACCUGAAUCCAAGCAGUUUCUGUGUCACUUUUACCUCCUAUCCUCCCGGUCAAAUCCUAACAAGCCGUUUAGGAAUGUGCCUCGUUAUGUCCUCACAACGAGCGAGGUUCCCCCGCCUUCCUCUGGUUUGCCCGCCUGGAGCAUAUGGGCCCGCCCACUAGAAUUUCUAGUCAGUUAUUGAGUACGCGGAGCGCCGUUGUUUUCGUCGAGAGACAUCAUGACUAGCAAAUGAGGAAAGCAUAACAUUUGCUCAGUAUUUGGAUGUUCACCAGAACACAAACAUCUUUUUUCUGUUCCAUUUAUUGAGGAUUUGCGGAGUCAGUGGGUUAAUUUUAUUUUGCCUGUAAAUACGACGCGAAAAAUUCCUAAAGUUGUCCUCGUGUGAAAAACAUUUCACCGACGACUGUUUUAUCAACUUGGGACAAUACAAAGCUGGCCUUGCUCAUCGUCUGAGGUUAAAGCCUGAUGCAGUACCAACUCUUUGUGGCCCAGCUAUGAACUUCGGAGAGGCCAGCACAUCAACAGCUUCCAUUAACCUGCCUUUCUCAAGGGAUGUUGCCUGCCAAACAGACCACCUGGAAACACUAACUGUUGGCACACAGCUGUCUUUGAAGACUCUGCAGCCCCACUUUAGAAGUGAAGGUAUCCAGGCAAGUGUCUCCUGCAGAGAUUUUGGUGUGGGGUCUUCAAAUGCAGACCCUUUGUGCCUGUCAUCAACACCUAUAAAGAGACCACUCAAAAGACCUCGUCUAGACCUUGAUGAAGAGCUUGAGGACAAUCCACUGAAGGACAGCUCCUAAGUGGAAGUUUCACAGGGACAGGACACCAGUUAUGAUACUGCCCACUAUAUCACAACAUCAUUAGACUCUACGCUAAAGUCAGAACCUUCACCCACUUCCACCCACAACAGCAAAAUAUACAUGGUGUACGAGAACUGCCUCAUGGACUUGUUUAAUACAUGUCCAGUCUGCACACGGGCAUGUGAUGUAAAGACCCAGAGGCUGGGGACAUUCCUGUCUGUGAAGCAGUGGUGCCCCCAUUGCACAUUUACAAGAAGCUGGAAUAGCCAGCCUGUCCUUGGGAGCACGCCAGCUGGAAAUCUGCAUCUUUCUGCCGCUGUGUACCUGAGUGGAGCAUCUUUUAUCACAAUUGAAAAGGUCUUCAACGCCAUGAAGCUGCAGUUGUUUCAGUACGAAACAUUUCGCCGCCAUGUAAGAUCUUUCAUUGAACCGGCAGUUAUUCACCAUUGGAAAGUCACACAGGAUGUGAAUCUGCAGCAGCUGAGUCAGGAGGAAAAAGUCAUCCUUGGUGGUGAUAUGAGAGCUGACUCACCAGGCCACUCUGCAAAGUAUGGUAGUUAUACAAUGAUGGAUCUCCGGAGUAACACCAUUGUGGACAUUCAGUUGGUUCAGAGAGCAACGAGGUUGGUGGUAGCUACCAUAUGGAGAAAGAGGGCCUGACAAGGAGUCUAGCAUUACUGGAGUCACGUGACGUCAAACUUGAUUGUAUCAUCACUGAUCGUCAUCCACAAAUACAGAAGUUCCUCAUUUAUAUUGCAUUAUAACAUACAAAAACUAUCAUUUUUGCUAAAGGCUUUUCCUUUGUUUUCUUGUUAGUGAUAUUGUUUUGAUGAGAAGGACAUCAUGUUAGUUUUUUUUACAGCUUGCUUAAAGCUCCGAUUUGGUAAAAAGACUUGUACUUGUUGUGAAAAUGUUGACAGCAUAAGUAAAUGUAAAGAAAUGCUUUGAAAGUGAUUUUGAAAUGCUACACUGGAGUAAUUUGUCAGUUUAUGGGUAUCUUCACUACGUGCAAUAUAUUGUUUUCGUUGUAGGAAUUUCAAAGAAACUGGAAGCACUCAGUAAACAGAAAGACUGUGAGAAAGUCAAGAAGUGGAUGAAAAGCAUCAACAACCACAUAUACUGGACAGCAGCUACCUCUACCUCCGGACCAGAUAGAAUCGCAAAGUGGAACGCGAUCCUGAACCAUGUUCGAGAUAUCCAUACACACCAGGAUCCUCUUUACCCCAUGUGCGAGCAUGUGAUCCGCAAGACGACUGACAAGAGUAAAUGGUUGCAAGCAGCAACUCCAGCUUUCUACAAGUUGGAGAAGUUGAUGACCAACAAAAGAACGAUGAAGGAUGUUGCAAAACUGAGCCCUCACUACCAAACUUCAUCACUGGAGUCUUUCCAUGCCAUCAUCCUUCGCUUUGCCCCGAAGAAUGUUGUCUUUCCCUUUAUUGGAAUGCUGUGCAGACUGUACCUGUCUGCUAUGCAUUACAAUGAAAAUGGAGACCGACCACAGGCCAAAUCACAAAAAGGUGAACCGCUCUUCAAAAUCUCUUUUCCAAAAGCUAGGAAGGGAGAGUGCAGUGCUAAACCACAUAAAACAGAGCCGACCUUUGGUUACGUUGCUGACCUGAUGAACCUCAUUUUUGAGGAAGUCUUUGUCAACCCUGUACCAUACUGCUGAGAUGUUGACCAUCCCUGUCCCAGAGAACCUAUCGGCGCAGUAUGAGAAGCCGGACAAGGAGGAGGUCAUUGCC
Molecule: messenger RNA, 3863 nt
Organism: Misgurnus anguillicaudatus (oriental weatherfish)
Lineage: Eukaryota; Metazoa; Chordata; Actinopteri; Cypriniformes; Cobitidae
Source: RefSeq, a predicted model, not a curated record